Messenger RNA from Oreochromis aureus, 3587 nucleotides. It is a transcript of the gene ptger4a, whose product is annotated as prostaglandin E receptor 4 (subtype EP4) a. The record is from RefSeq and is a predicted model, not a curated record. NCBI's taxonomy places the organism in Eukaryota, Metazoa, Chordata, Actinopteri, Cichliformes, Cichlidae. Gene Ontology annotation, molecular function: prostaglandin E receptor activity. The transcript is spliced from 2 exons. Gene Ontology annotation, cellular component: plasma membrane. Bases 346 to 1695 code for a protein of 449 amino acids. Gene Ontology annotation, biological process: adenylate cyclase-activating G protein-coupled receptor signaling pathway; negative regulation of inflammatory response; inflammatory response.
ACGCCUGAAGGCAGAGCCUCAUUUCAAUGAAGUCACUGGUGUCUGUUGCCUGAUCUCUCUGGCCUGGUGAGUGAAAUCUGCUUCUGUCUUGCACAGCUAGCUGAGGAUCUGAUAAGAAAGCACCACGGAGUUGUUGGUUACCACAGAGGCAGCAUGCGGAGGAUGCUUUGGGGGAUGUUUUAAGUUUUUUAAAGGUCAGUUUUCAGAUAAGAAAAAGCUACUUUCUUAUUUUGAAAAUGCUGCCCAGGCUUCUUUCACUUGUAGGUAAGUUUCUUGCUCUGGACUGGAAAUACAGGCGAUAAAAAGAGUUGCUUCACUUGUCUUGAAGUGCGUUUGGACUUCACAAUGAAUAAUCAAACCACACGGGGGACCAUGGUCCCCACCAUUCCGUCCAUUAUGUUCAUUUUCGGGGUGGUUGGAAACCUCAUCGCCAUAGUGGUCCUUUGUAAAUCUCGGAAAGAACAGAAAGAAACUACGUUUUACACGUUGGUGUGUGGGCUGGCGAUCACGGACCUACUUGGCACGCUGCUGGCCAGUCCGGUCACCAUCGCCAUUUAUGUGAAAGGCGAGUGGCCCGGAGAGGACCCGCUGUGCCAGUACUUUGGAUUCACCAUGCUUUUCUUCUCGCUGGCAGGGCUCAGCAUCAUAUGUGCCAUGUCGGUUGAGAGAUACAUUGCUAUAAACCAUGCCUAUUUCUACAACGACUACGUGGACCAAAAACUGGCCGGACUGACUCUAGUAGCGAUCUACAUCUCAAAUGCUUUUUUCUGCGCCCUGCCAAUUAUGGGCUUUGGGCAGGUGAAGAAACAGUAUCCACAAACGUGGUGUUUUUUAGAGUGGAGGAGCAACAAGACCAGCGAUGCCGCCUACUCCUACAUGUAUGCUGGUUUCAGCUCUCUUCUUAUUCUCGCCACUGUCAUCUGUAAUGUGCUGGUGUGUGUGGCUUUGAUCCGGAUGCAUCGACGCUUUGUGCGUAGGAUGUCGCUUGGCACCGAUGUGGGACGCAGCGUGGACCCGCGAAGAAGAGCACGCAGCUUUGGUCGUCUGGCCGGUGCAGAGAUUCAGAUGGUUAUUCUACUCAUAGGCACAUCGGCAGUAGUCCUCAUCUGCUCUAUACCACUUGUUGCUCAGGUGUUUUUAAACCAGCUUUAUAAGACUCCAGUGGAGGUGCGGCUGGACAAAAACCCUGAUCUACGGGCAAUACGUUUUGCCUCUUUUAACCCCAUCCUUGACCCCUGGAUCUACAUCCUGCUCCGCAAGGCUGUUCUCAUCAAGCUCAUUGAGAAAAUCAAGUGCCUGUUCUGUAAAAUGGGAGCAAGGAGGCAACAGAGACAGGGAAACUUCCCCUGUAUUGAUUCCUAUCAGCUCUCCUCUGUGAUAUCUAACAGGGACUCUAACUCCUUGGUGUCUAGUGACCAACGAGAUAGCAACAGCAUCUGUCAAACCUUUUUCUACUAUAAAGAUAAAACUGAGAUGUGCACUGAAAAAUGUCCUAAGGCAAACAAACUCUCUGCUUCACAACCAUCUUCAGCUAGAAAUUCACAAGCUUCUUACUCGUCCCAAGAGGGCAGCGCUGAGGAUCAGACCAGAGACGAGACGAACGCAAUCACAGCUCAUCCAUCAUCUCCCUGCCCUAAAGAUCCAGCACUUCAGGUCACGCUGAACACCGAGACAGUAGAGGAGAAAUGCAUCUGACCCAACCAGAGAAAUACUGUUUUAUUUCUCUACAACAGACCUUUUGAAGAACUCAAAAAUGGAGGUAGCACAUAAAAAUAAUAAGUAACUCUUCUAUCUAGUGGAGCCCAUGCAGUGAGAAAGAGAAAAGUACUGUGAGUGAUAUCGUCCCGUUGUUUGUUUCAGCAUCCAGCUACCUCAGUGAUGACUGACUGUGUGAGCAGAUUUUGACAUUUUUCUUAAAAAAGAUGUUAGACACAUAGCAUUGAUGGAAAAGCUUAUCAUUCUCAAUUUCAUUUACUUGGUUCAAGCAUUGUGGAAACCUUUACUGUAAAGCUCUAUUUACUGUCUCCAAACUGUGCUGACCACAAGCUUGUGGUCAGUGUAGUAAAUGAAAUAGUCCUGAUUGUGCUUCUUGUGAGUAGUCACUAUGAGUAUUCACACAGUUAUUGUUGGGAUUGAUUCAUUUGGAAACUCUAUUGUACAGUGCUUUUUGAAGGGCACAGUCAUGUUAGCUCCAUGACUAAUGUAGAGUAGAGUUUAUAAGGUUGUGAACACAGACAUUUUUGUUCUAUAUCCGGGAAAACACACAAAGAUAUCAUCUCAAAUUAUUAAAAAAACAAAACAAAACACUGUUUUCCAUCUUACAGCGAGGGCACAGAGGCUCUUGUUCCACAGUAGACUGGGAAAUUUCAGCAUAAUUUCCACAGCUACAGAAAAUGUUCUAUAAAUCAGUGGGUAGAUGCUGAUUAAUGAGUUGCAUUAAGCGGUCAGCUUGAGAAGAAUCGAGUUCUAAAUGAGCAAUCUUGUGUAAAAUAUAUAUUUUUUGUGAUAUAUAAUUAUUCUUCUCUAGGAGAAGGUCAAAACGAAUAAUUCCCAGCUCUAGAAGGAUUACUCGUCCAAAAGAAAUAUUUCUGUGCAGUUAUAAAUUGUAUUAGUCAUGCAGUUUGAUCAGUAUUUACACUCACAAAUUGUUGUCUUUCAACAUCACUAUCUGUAAAGUCAGGACUCAAAAUAUCAAAGAACCUAUUGAAAAAUGUUCUGUAUUAGUUAGGACUGAAGCUAAAGGUUAAUUUUAGGAGUAACACUUCUCUUUGAGUGUAAUGUUUAAAGUGUUCAGUUUUCCAGGAAACCAAAGUUUUCCUUGUUGAAGACAUGCUGUUUACAGUGAAACAAAAUCAGGAAAAGUCUGAUGAUGCUCACAUUAAAAAAGAUGGUACCAGCACCUUUGUCCUCCUUGAAAAUGACCAGAUACCACCCAAUUUCAGAUCUAAUAUGAAUUAUCCAAGUAUCACAAGUCUAGAUUUAAAUAUUAUUCUCAAGUUUCAUGUGAAUAUACAGCGUACUCCUCCUCUCUGUUGUGUUCAUAUGGCAAAUUCUCCAUUUUAAUAUUAAAAGUUAAACCUUCUGGUAUUGUAACACUAUACAGACGGAAUUUUUGAACUCCUAUUGGUUUAAUAGGAUAAUUUUUCACUCAAAUUAUCCUUUUGUCUGAGUUUCAAGAACAUCAAAGCACACAUUCUCCCUCUUUUCCUUAUUACAACAUCUUAGACUGUUGCUUUCUUUGUUUCUCUCCUUGCUGUUAAAUUACAAUAGGCUCAUUUGUGUGUAUAAAUGCAGAUAAUGACUGAUGAUUAACAUUGUAAACAUUGUACAGUGAGGGCAAAAGUUAGGGAUUGACAUACAAGUUGAAAACUUAAUUUAUUUUGAGUCAUUAAAUUAUGCACUUUAUGCUCAGUUGUGGUUCAUAUUGUAUUGCAGAGUGAAAUCUGUGUACAUGCAUAUACUGUAUGAGCUUUGAAUUCAUUUGCUGUGGUAAUAUAUCUGUAAAUUUGACUUGAUGUACAAGAAAAAAACUGAGUGGAAAUGACUGAGAACUUCUGUCUGAUAAGAAAUAUAUAUGUCUACAUUUA